GUAGCACGGGCUAAUUAUCUAGUAUUAUCAUUAUUAGUCAAGGAACUAAUUAACUAACUCAUCUCUCUAUAUAUAAAAAAAGUCGUGGUCAUCCAAUUAGGGAGAAUCUUUAGUAGCACGAAUCCUCAUAUUAUUAUCACCAUCAACAUUUGACGAUUAUGAAUCACGCAUCAUAACGUUCUAUGAUCUCAAUACGUGUAAAACACUCACAACAAUAUGUUAUAACUAGUCGAAUCUGAGUUCUCGAAUUAUUAUCACCAUCUACAUGUGACGAUAUGAAUCACGCAUUAGAAUGUUAUAUGAUCUCAAUAGAGUUUAGAACCAUACACCACACAUCUGUCCAAUUCUAUGAACAUUGACAGUGAUAUACACAUAAAAAAUGAAAUGAUCCCACAACUAGCUUCCCCGCCGUACCACAACUGAAGCAAAAUUCGACGCUAAGUAAAAAACAGAGCCCUCAAAGACUCCAACAAAGCAUAUAAUCAAUUCAAUCAUAAAGUUGACGGAUCGUUUUCAGGCAGCUAUGUAGCUGCUCUUCAGCAUCAUUACAAUAAUAAUAAUAAUUAUUAUUAUUAUUAUUAUUUACACAAAUUUUGUUUAUAUACAUAUAUGUGUAUGUUGAUGCUAAUUGCCAUCAACAGCAAAAGGAAAAAGAAGAACAUCUGCAGAUUUCCCAGAACGAAAAGAGGGCAGAACUUUUACUUCUCGGUGAGUACUAUCAAGACCCUUUCAUUAUCAGCCUAAUCAUCAACUUAAUUUCCAUAAUUUUGAGUUUUACUUCUUCUUUGAGUGAGUUUGGAUGAUGAAUUUGUGAAGUUAAAUUCGUUAUUUACAAAUCAAUAGGUUUCAUGUAUAACUGUCUAUAGUAAAAAAAGAUUGCUAUAACUAGUCGAAUCAUGUCACCUUUGAUAUGUAAGAACUUGUAAUGCAACGUUUUUAUCAAUACAUGACACACCUUACUAAGGUGCAGUUCUCAUUAGUUUUUGUAGGCGUGUAUAAUGUAUUGAUACUGAUUUUUAAUGUGCCGGGAAGCUGGAUACAAAAGUCGCAAUAUGUCUUAUCUUUUGUUGGGGUUAUGUGGAGACUUCCUUAAUGUCCAUACAAAAUAACCUACUAGUAGUUGGAUGCGAUAUGAUAAUUACAAAAACCACCUCCAUACCAUCCAAUGAAUUUGAAACAAUUCCCUAGCUCUAACUAUUUGGUUGAUCGGAAUGAGAUAAAGUGAUACCCCUCCGGUUGAUCGUAUUAACUGGUAUUAAUAAGGCAAUAACAAGUUUUACUCAUUUGUUCUUAGUUUCCAUUGGAUGUCUUGCUUUAAUUGAUUUUAUAUGAUACAUAAUUGUUUAUUUUUCUCUCAUACUGAUUUUUUUUUCUUUUACAAUUUGCAAAUAAUAUAUAAACCUUAUAAUUGUGGCAAUUCUUCGUUUUAGUUAAUGCUUGAUUGAGGAGAUCCUUUCCUUAAUUACAAGGAUAAGUUAAGGAUUUGUCAGAAGAAAGAAACAAGAAGGAUCAAAGGAAAAAUCCUCUCUUACGGAUUAAAUGUUUCCCAAUUCAAGCUCUAACCGUAACUUGGAAAGAAAUUUAUAGUUUCUUUGGUAAAAGUGGCUCAAUUCAUUAUAAUUUGAUUAAUUAGGUUUAUCCGUAUCAAACUUAAUAUGGUGUGUGAAUUUCUGGUAAGGAUCUAGGGAAACAUAAUCAAGGCAUUGCUUGAACCAUAAUUCUUGUUAGAUCUUAGAUUAAUUGAUCAAUUUUUGGGGGAACAUUAUCCAUACAUGGGUUUCAAAAUUUUAGUAGAUAAUUAUAAUCUACGUGUAGCAUAAUUCUAAAAAUUUAUUUUAUACCUGAAAUGGGUAAGAGAAGAUGGGUUAGGUACUCUAAAACUUUGCAAUCUUUGGCAAAUCAGCUCAUUCUCUUCUAGACCGAAUUUAGAAAUAUAAACUUUCAUUUAAUUCAUUCAACUUCUAAAUUAGGAUCAAUCGACCGGUCCUUAGUUCGGAAAUUGAGCUCUACAUUGUAAUCUUAAUUUCUAUUUUCCUCUUUAGACCAUUCACAUCCUAUAAAAAAAGUGAAAAGUAAUUUCGAUUAUCAGUUACCAUUACCCAUUCCUUCUUCCCUUUUCCCCCUUUUCUUUUACUACAAUUUCAGACUUUAUUACUACAUUUAUUUCUUAUUUACCUUGAUAAGCUCACCCAAAUUUCUUCAUUAUUUCUUAAAUUUAUCCCGAGUUUUCAUCUAAAAUUAGUUAGGAAAGAUAUUGGGCAAAAAUCUCUACAGUAUCAUAAAUUUAUUACCAGCCCCUUUCUUAGAAAUUCGUUGGAAUUAUUUUUCUAUUUUCUCCCUCAAAUUAAGUCAAGAAGUCCAUUGUCUGAGCAAGAAAAUUGGGAUUUUCUUCAUUUUCCAUUACCUUUUGUACUGACUAUUAAAAAUGAAUUACCCUUUUUAAAUCUUCUUAUCUAAGUGGGAUUUUCUUACUGCAACAUUAACCCGUAGUGCUCGUUCCUCUAUAUAUACGAAGUUACAAACAAACAUAUUCACAAUCCAUUUCAGUAGCAAACAGAAUAACGUUUCUUUUUGUUUUUGGGAGGUUUCAUAUAGAUAUACUGAUAAGAAUUCUAUAUGUUACCAUUUUAAGUUUAGCAAACAGAGGUUUUCAAGCAAGAAGAAGAAGAAGAUCAAGCUCAGAAUCGAGUUCAGAUCAUUGCGGUGAAAGGUAAAAACAUCAUCAGUGAACCUCUGUUCUUCUUUUCAUCUUUCUCAUCUCAUCCAGCCAUCACUAUAGUUUGUCAAUGGAGAUUCUGAUCGAUCGUCUUUAUUAUAAACUUUUUGUGGGUUUUUCUUGGUUUUGUCUAUGGAGGAUUGGGUUCUCAUUCUUUUUGAAAUUAUGUAAGGAAGUUUCCAGCUUUAGGCUCGAUAGCACUGGUGAAAAGAAACCGACCUAAACGAGUUAUUUUGGCCUAAAUUCUCUAAUUGCGAUCACAAUUUUAUUUGCAGGACUUCUACUUGUUCUCGAGUUUCGCUAGUCAAGUUCGAAAACCAUGGCUGAAGGAGGUCCAGUAAAACCCGAUAAGACAGAGUUCACAGAAUGUUGGAGGACUAGUUGGAAGACUCCAUACAUUAUGAGGCUUGCUCUCUCUGCUGGAAUUGGCGGCUUGCUAUUUGGUUAUGACACAGGGGUUAUAUCUGGAGCCCUACUGUACAUGCGAGAGGACUUCGAAUCAAUCGAUAAGAACACAUGGCUUCAGGAAACCAUUGUGAGCAUGGCCGUGGCAGGAGCAAUAGUGGGAGCAGCACUAGGAGGGUUCCUAAGCGAUAGCUUGGGCAGAAAGAAAUCGAUCUUAGGAGCUGACAUUGUCUUUUUCGCCGGAGCCAUAGUCAUGGCCGCGGCUCCAAACCCAUGGGUCAUAGUAAUUGGAAGACUCCUCGUCGGACUAGGAGUAGGGAUGGCCUCCAUGACUGCCCCUCUCUACAUCUCCGAAGCUUCCCCUGCUCGAAUUCGAGGCGCCCUGGUCAGCACCAACGGCCUGCUCAUCACCGGCGGGCAAUUCAUGGCCUACGUUAUCAACCUAGCCUUCACCAAGGCUCCUGGGACUUGGAGGUGGAUGCUUGGAGUUGCUGGUCUGCCUGCCCUGAUCCAGUUUGUGCUAAUGAUGUCCCUCCCCGAGUCUCCUAGAUGGCUCUACAGCAGGGACAAAGUUGAUGAAGCAAAAUCAACCCUGGAGAAGAUCUACUCGCCGGAGGAAGUGGAAGAAGAGAUGGCCCUCCUCAAAGCCUCCAUCGAAUCCGAAAAAGCCGACGAGGCAGCCAUCGGGGAGACCAUGCUAACCAAGCUCAAGAACGCCUUCAAGAACCCCGUGGUCCGACGUGGCCUCUACGCUGGUGUCACGGUCCAAGUGGCCCAACAAUUCGUCGGGAUCAACACCGUCAUGUACUACUCUCCGACCAUCGUCCAAUUCGCCGGAUUCGCCUCCAAAUCCGUCGCCCUGUCCCUGUCCCUAAUCACGGCCGGGCUCAAUGCAUUCGGCUCCAUCGUGAGCAUGUUGUUUGUUGACCGUUAUGGAAGGAAGAGGCUCAUGAUCAUUUCCAUGGCAGGGAUCAUAUUUUUCCUGAUCUUCUUGUCCGUGGUUUUCAUUGAAGCUUCUUCUCACGCUCCCAAGGUUGGUUCGAUCGAAUCGGUCCACUUCGGGGUGAAUUCGACGUGUUCGGCUUAUGCCGGGGCGACGAGUAGUGCUGCCGCCGGGAAAUGGAGCUGCAUGACCUGCUUGAAGGCCAAAUGUGGCUUCUGCUCCAACAAGGCUAGUGAGUACCAUCCCGGUGCCUGCCUGGUGGAUUCGAAGCACAAUCGAGACCUCUGCCUCGGCGAGGACCGAAUGUUCUUCGAGCAAGGGUGUCCGAGCAAGUUCGGAAUCCUCGCCGUGGUCUUCCUUGGCCUCUACAUUGUCUCGUACUCCCCCGGGAUGGGGACAGUGCCGUGGAUCGUCAACUCGGAGAUUUACCCACUCAAAUACAGAGGAGUCGGAGGAGGGAUCGCUGCGGUGGCCAAUUGGGUGUCGAACUUGAUCGUCAGCGAGUCCUACUUGACUCUAACCGAGCAUCUUGGCCCCGGGGGGACGUUUUUCUUGUUCGCCGGAGUUUCGACGCUUUCGCUCUGUUUGAUCAUCUGGUUCGUGCCGGAGACCAAAGGGCUGCCGUUUGAGGAGGUGGAGAAGAUGCUGGCGGAGGGGUACCGGCCUUGUGGCGGACGGAAGGUGAAGGGAGAGAAGGUGGAGAAAGUGAAUGGUGAUGAUAAUGCAGCGUAAAGAGUAAGAGUGAGACAGAGUGAAAACAGAGCAUUUUUUAUCGUUUGCUUAUCACGGGUAACAGUUUUAAAAAACAGAGUAAUUUUCCUCUCCUCUGCCUUCGUUUCUCAUAUUUUUUAGGUGGUGAGAUGGAGGUGGUUGAGAGGGUACAAAUGGGAAUAAGUAGGAGGGUUUGUU
This is a messenger RNA of Linum trigynum, 4973 nucleotides long. Lineage: Eukaryota; Viridiplantae; Streptophyta; Magnoliopsida; Malpighiales; Linaceae. The record is from the annotation of a GenBank genome assembly.